AUGGUGGGCCGCAAGUUCAAGGAUAUGGAUAAUUUUGUUCCAACUAUCAGCGACAGCGAAAACGAGGUCCCUGACCUAGACGAUUCUGAUGAUGAGACUGUCCAGAAGCCACUGGAAAACGUUAAGAAGGCUAAGAAGACUAAAAAGAGCAAACAGAAGGUUGAGAAUAAGGAACUCGAUGAAGACGUUCACGAAGAUCUAAAUCCAGGCUUCAAAUUUGAUCUCGACGGUUCUGAAGUAACAUCUGGGUUCGAAGGCUGGAAUUUCGAGGGUGAUAAAAAAAGCUCUGACGAGACUAAGGAUGUCGAUCUGGAUGGUAUCAUUAGACGUAAGGGUGGACUGAUUCAAAUAGCGGGUACUGAGAAUGGCGAAAGCGAAGCCGAGAGUGAAGAGGGAACAGAUGGCGAAGAAGCUAGCGAAAGUGAUGAGGAGGACUUGGCUAUGGACGGAUUUGGGAUGGGCGUCCCCGAGAAUGUGAAAGCAGCGCAAGAAGAAGAAGAAGAGACAAGCGACGCCGAGUCUGAAAGUAAUGAUUCUGCCGAGAGCAACAAUGCUCAUGCUAAUGAGCCAGAAAACGAUUCAGAAGCUGAGGCUGGAGGUGAAGAUGAUACUGAAGAAGCUAAAGCCGAAUUCUACGCUCCUGAUGAGGAGAGUACAGAGGCUAGGAAAAACGUUCAUACAAAUUUCAAUUCACUUUCGCUGUCGCGCCCUGUUCUGAAAGGUCUAGGAGCCCUCAACUAUGUGAAGCCCUCUCCGAUUCAAAGUGCGACGAUUCCAAUCGCUCUCUUGGGAAAAGACAUUAUUGCUGGUGCCGUUACAGGUUCUGGUAAGACUGCCGCCUACAUGAUCCCCAUCAUUGAGCGUCUUCUAUACAAGCCAGCACAAAUUGCCUCCACUCGCGUGAUUGUCCUUGCCCCAACCCGUGAAUUGGCCAUUCAGGUCUCAGAUGUGGGUAGCAAACUGUCCAAGUUUGUAAGCAACAUCAAUUUUGGCCUUGCAGUCGGUGGUCUGAAUCUAAGACAACAGGAACAAACUUUGAGGUCUCGGCCAGAUGUUGUAAUUGCGACCCCCGGUAGAUUGAUUGACCACAUCAGAAACUCUGCCAGUUUUAAUGUUGACUCUGUGGAAAUUUUGGUCAUUGACGAAGCCGAUCGUAUGUUAGAAGAGGGGUUCCAAGAAGAACUAAAUGAAAUUAUGUCGUUAAUCCCAAGCAAAAGGCAAACUUUAUUGUUUUCUGCCACCAUGAAUGCUAAGAUCAAUCAGUUAAUAUCACUAUCACUGAAGAAGCCAGUCAAGAUCAUGAUAGAUCCUCCCAGACAAGCAGCCGCAGAGCUUACGCAAGAAUUCGUUCGUAUCCGUAAGAGAGAAGAUCUCAAACCAGCUUUGCUGUUUCACCUAAUAAGAAAACUUGACGAUUAUGGACAAAAGAGAAUUGUUGUAUUCGUUGCAAGAAAAGAAAUGGCACACAAAUUAAGAAUCAUUUUGGGUCUUUUGGGAAUGAAGGUUGCAGAGCUUCAUGGUUCUUUGUCUCAGGAGCAAAGAUUGCAGGCCGUCAAUGGCUUCAAAUCUCUCGAUGUUCCAGUACUGAUAUGUACAGAUUUGGCUUCCAGAGGUUUAGAUAUUCCCAAAAUCGAGUACGUGAUAAAUUUUGAUAUGCCAAAGUCCUACGAUAUUUAUCUUCACAGAGUCGGUCGUACCGCUAGAGCUGGUAGAGAAGGUCGGUCUAUCACCUUUGUGGGUGAAUCCUCGCAAGAUAGAAACGUGGUAAAGAGUGCCAUAAAAUCUGCCGAGGAGAACAAAAAACAAGAUACGGUUGUUGGUAGAAUGAUUGACUGGAUCAGAGUUGAGGAGAUCAACAGUCUCAUCUCGAAUAAGGAUGAAACCAUUAGCGAGAUUCUAGAAGAAGAAAAAGAGGAGAAAGAAAUUCUGAGAGCGGAAAUGGAAGUUCGUAAAGGCCAGAACAUGCUGAAACAUAAAGACGAAAUCAAUUCUAGGCCAAGAAGAACCUGGUUUCAAUCAGAAGCGGAGAAGAAAAAUUCUAAGGUUAUUCAAGCUUUAUCCAAGAAUAAGAAGACUGUUAACAGCAAAAAGAGAAAGCGCAUGGAGGCCACUGAAGACCGCUCCCGUUCAUAUAAGAAGACCAAAAAUGACCGGAGUACUGACCAGCAGAGAACUUAUGCCAAACAAAAGGCGAAAGUCGACGCCAAGAAAAAAAAGUUAGCCCGAAAAUAA
Molecule: messenger RNA, 2232 nt
Organism: Lachancea nothofagi CBS 11611
Lineage: Eukaryota; Fungi; Ascomycota; Saccharomycetes; Saccharomycetales; Saccharomycetaceae
Source: the annotation of a GenBank genome assembly